Molecule: messenger RNA, 2793 nt
Organism: Fulvia fulva
Lineage: Eukaryota; Fungi; Ascomycota; Dothideomycetes; Mycosphaerellales; Mycosphaerellaceae
Product: putative galactinol--sucrose galactosyltransferase 6
Exons: 4
Coding region: 1-2793 (930 amino acids)
Source: RefSeq, a predicted model, not a curated record
AUGCAUGUUCCUGCACAUGACAUGACGUGCUGCGGUGGAGAUGAGAGACCCACCAAACAGAAACAGAUCUCCUUCGGCUAUUGUGACACACGUACCGGCCAGAGAGUCUACCCGCCACCGCCUGAUCCACAGAUGACCGACAACACCGACGACCUUCUCCCAGAGCAAUUGCCACCGAAACAAUCGAAGCCAGUUGUUGAUCCUUCAGAGCGCACAUCACAAGCCGACGACAUGUACCUCAAAGUCACCUGCUCUCCACCUUUGGGGCAGGCCACUACCAUCUCUCGGCACAGUGGAUGUGUCCGCUUCAACGUCCUGCUUGAGACUAACGCUCCAAGUCGAACCGAGCCGCAGCAACCUCAGGUCGCUAUAUGGCAUAAUCAUGGAGGCGAGCACGACUGGGCUGAGCUACCUCUAGCUCCUACAGAGGACUGUGAGCAUGUCAUGCUGCUGAAUCGACCAAGAACGACUAGCAUUACCUCAAAAUGGUUCUCAGCAGAACUGUCUGGCAUGCCAAAGCAUGGCCAAGUCACGAAAUUCACAGUCAAGUUCUCUGUCGACGACUCCCACGAAUGGCGAUGGAUCAAGGGCACGACUGGCGUUGAGGAUGGCGAGCUGCAUUACCAGAGUGCCGACUUCACUAAGCAUUCGUCCUACGAUCUGAAGCACUGGUUCAACGACACCAGCUCAGAUAUCAAGGUGCAAAGUGAGCGUCCCGACACGGAGAACACGCAUCUGUACUCCCUGACAUGCCCCGUUGCACCUGCGAAAGGCGAGGACUCGGGUUGGCAGCAUCAUCAGCUUGGCACACCUAAUCACUCUUCCCGAUGGUUCAGCUUGGUACGGAUAUGGUCCCCAUGGCUUGCACCACGACAGGGCAAAGGGAAACUGGAUCUUGACAAAGACGCAAUUCUUUCGUCAUUCCUCAGAUCGGAUGGAUUACGUGUUGUGGUGCUAGGUAUCAGUGGCGUUGACGAUGUAGUCACGACUCUGAUCAAUGACAGACAUGGUAACGUGAUCAUCAAGAGCCGCAAUGACAGGACCGAGACGGGAUCUGCUACAGUACUGGUUGCUGUAGCGGAGAGCUUUGAAGUGGCGAAUGCGGCUGUAUUCUACCAUGCUAGGAAAGUGGUUGGUCCCUAUGGGACUACAGCUGUUGGGAACGAAAUCAAGACUAUGACGGAUGGUGUCAAGGAUGAGUGGCUGGAAGAGUGGAACGGCCUGGGUCAGAACCUGACCUCUCAGAAGAUCUUUGAUGCUCUGGAUGCCCUCUCGAAGGAAAACAUCAACAUCACUAAUCUAAUCAUCGACGAUAACUGGCAGUCGUUGUCGAAGGGGGACACACAAUUCGUGCGUGGCUGGUCAGAUUUCGAGGCGAACAAGGAAGGAUUUCCAGAAGGCAUGAAAGCCACCACCAAAGAGAUCCGAAAGAGGCACCCCAACAUCAACCACAUUGCAGUCUGGCACGCAAUCCUCGGAUACUGGGGUGGCGUUGACCCCAACGGCUGGAUCGCGAAGAACUACAAGACCAUCGAGGUGGAGAAGGAGCCAGGCGUUGCUGGUGGCAAGUUCACAGUGGUGGCAGCUGAGGAUGCCGGCAGAAUGUACAAUGACUUCUACGCCUUCCUUUCGGACGCAGGUGUCGACUCGGUCAAGACGGAUGCCCAGUUCUUCCUCGAUCUGCUGCUACACGCGCCGGAUCGUAGAGCCCUAAUCACGGAGUACCAAGACGCCUGGACAAUCGCUCAUCUCCGCCACCUCAGCAGCAGAGCCAUUUCCUGCAUGUCGCAGUCACCACAAUUACUCUUCCACAGUCAAUUGCCGAAGAACAAACCUCGCCUGCUCGUCCGCAACUCCGACGAUUUCUUCCCAGAAGUCGCCGCCAGUCACCCGUGGCACAUCUUCUGCAACGCUCACAACAGCCUUCUGACACAACACCUCAACGUGCUCCCCGAUUGGGACAUGUUCCAAACCUCCCACGAAUGGGCCGGCUUCCACGCCGCAGCACGCUGUGUCAGCGGCGGGCCGAUCUACUUCACAGACACACCAGGCAAACACGACAUCACCCUAAUCCGCCAAAUGACAGCCCAAACUCCUCGCGGCAAAACCGUCAUCCUCCGCCCCUCAAUCGUGGGCAAAUCAACAGACCCCUACAACAGCUACAACUCCUUAACAAUGCUGAAGAUCGGCACAUACGUAGGCUACGCACAAACCGGCACCUCCAUCCUGGGAAUCUUCAACGUCUCCCCCCAGUACCUAAACGAAUUCAUCAACCUCUCCUCCUUCCCGGGGACAGAAGAAGGCCAAUACAUCGUGGGCUCCUUCCAAACCGGCAAAAUCUCAAAACCCAUGAAGCGAGGCGAUCACCACGCCCUCGUCGGCCUCGAACUAGACCCCCAGACCUGGGAAAUCUUAACAGCCUACCCCCUCCGCCCCUUCCCCCUCCACAACAACCCCAUCAGCGUCGCAAUGAUGGGCCUCAUCGGCAAAAUGACAGGCUCCGCGGCCGUCACGGGGCUGGAUAUGUACGUAGAAUCCAACGGACGCCUGAGGAUCUGGACGAGUUUGAAGGCGUUGGGGGUUUUGGGUUUGUACAUUUCGGAUUUGCCGGAGAGGAGCAUGGAGGAUUCGUUGAUGGUUAUGAUCUUUGGGAAGCCGGUUCCGGUGGAGGCUGUGAGGAUUAGUGAGAGGGAUGAGCGUGUUUUGGAGGUGGAUGUUGAGAGGGCGUGGAGGGAGAGCGGGGAGGAUGCGGGGUGGAGUAAUGAGGUUAGUGUUGAGAUUUUUAUCCAUUGA